GGGCCAACUCUGUGUGGAACAUGACCCAUAGUUCCUUCCAUCUUCAGAGCAUACAUGGAGCCACUGGGUGGACAACAGGGAGGGGCCGUGUGCAGGUUCCCUGUGUUUCUUCUGGUGGCUUGCCUAAACCUACAAAUGUCACCUUCUUGUCUAUAAACAUGAAAAAUGUCCUACACUGGAAUCCUCCAGAAAAUCUACAAGGAGUUGAAGUUACAUACACUGUGCAGUAUUUCAUAUAUGGGCAAAAGAGAUGGCUGAAUAAACCUGAAUGCAAGAAUAUCAGUAGGACCUACUGUGAUCUUUCUGAUGAAACAUCUGACUAUGAACACCAAUAUUAUGCCAAAGUAAAGGCCAUUUGGGAAACAAACUGUUCCAAAUGGACUGAAACUGGAAGAUUCUAUCCUUUUUUAGAAACACAAAUUGGUCCCCCAGAGAUUGCCCUAACUACUGACGAGAAGUCCAUUUCUAUUGUCCUGACGGCUCCAGACAAAUGGAAGAGCAAUCCAGAAGACUGUACCAUUUCCAUGCGACAAAUAUACUCCAAUCUGAAGUACAACGUGUCUAUAUAUAACAUUAAAUCAAAAAGAAUGUGGUCCCAGUGUGUCACCAACCACACCCUGGUGCUCAGCUGGCUGGAGCCCAAAACUCUGUACUGCGUCCAAGUGGAGUCCUUUGUCCCAGGGCCCCUGCGUCCUGCUCAACCUUCUCAGAAACAGUGUAUCAGUACUUUGGAAGAUCCAACAUCAGCAUUGAAGGUUAAAAUUAUUUUCUGGUAUGUUCUGCCCACAUCUGUGAUCGUGUUUCUAUUUUGUGUGAUUGGCUACUCCAUCUACCGAUAUAUCCAUGUUGGCAAAGAGAAACAUCCAGAAAAUCUGAUUUUGAUUUAUGGAAAUGAACUUGACAAAAGAUUCUUUGUGCCUACUGAAAAAACCAUGAUUAACUUCAUCACCCUGAAUGUUUUGGAUGAUUCUCAAAUUCCUCAGAAGGAUAUGAUUCUACCGGACAAAAGCAAUGAUGGAUCCAAACUCAGUGAUCCUGAGCCCCUCUGGAACCCAGAGCCCCCUCCAGAGGAAGUGGAGGUGGAACACUUGGGGUAUGCCCCGCAUUUGGUGGGAAUUUCCUGUGACUCUCAGGAAAACACCAGAGCUACUUCUCUGACCCAGCAAGAGUCACUCGGCAGCACAAAAGUUACCGGCAAAGCUGUGGUUGAAUAUGAGGGUGAUAUGAGAACUGACAUUCAUGGGGGACCCAAACGUCAUCAGUUCAGCAUGCAGGAGGCUGCACCCGUACAAAGAAAAUUAUUUCAACAACAGGCAGCUUUGGCAAGCUUGGGUCCACCAACAUUAUACAGGCCUCAGCUCAGUGACUUUCGUCACCUGGCACAGGAGCACUCAGUCUCAGAAGAGGGACCAGAGGAGGAGCUGUCAACAACACUGGUUGACUGGGACCCUCGGACAGGCAGGCUGUGUAUCCCCUCCUUAUCUAGCUAUGACCAGGACCCUGUGGGCAGCGAGUAUCAUGGGUCUGAUGGUCUUGCAGAGGAGGGCCUGUUGUCCGGACUCUAUGAGGAACAGGUGCCAGACAGGCCAGAAGAAGAUGAAAACUAUCUCCUGCAAUUUAUGGAGGAAUGGGGACUGUAUGUGCAAAUGGGAAACUAACCCAAGCAAGCCUUGACUGUGCCGGACCUCUACUGUGGCAGGUAGAGGUGAAGUACCAGGGCUAAGAGAAGCAUGUUCAGAGUCCUCCGUGUAGUGAGGAUUACUGCCCUUCUCUGUGCUCCUUGCACUUGCGUGGUCCGGUCUCCUGUGUGUGUGUGGGGGGGUGCUGCUGGUGGGUCCCUCAUGC
Messenger RNA from Fukomys damarensis (Damara mole-rat), 1845 nucleotides. It is a transcript of the gene Il20ra, whose product is annotated as interleukin 20 receptor subunit alpha. The coding region runs from base 21 to 1658 and encodes 545 amino acids. Gene Ontology annotation, molecular function: interleukin-20 binding. The transcript is spliced from 7 exons. NCBI's taxonomy places the organism in Eukaryota, Metazoa, Chordata, Mammalia, Rodentia, Bathyergidae. The record is from RefSeq and is a predicted model, not a curated record.